This is a messenger RNA of Strongylocentrotus purpuratus (purple sea urchin), 1343 nucleotides long. Its product is annotated as sodium/myo-inositol cotransporter 2-like. The transcript has 7 exons. Gene Ontology annotation, biological process: transmembrane transport. The record is from RefSeq and is a predicted model, not a curated record. Gene Ontology annotation, molecular function: D-glucose:sodium symporter activity. Gene Ontology annotation, cellular component: plasma membrane. NCBI's taxonomy places the organism in Eukaryota, Metazoa, Echinodermata, Echinoidea, Camarodonta, Strongylocentrotidae. The coding region runs from base 4 to 1191 and encodes 395 amino acids.
GUGAUGGUACAGCGCACUCUCUCGGCCAAGAGUCUUUCACACGCACAAGGGGGUUGUAUCUUUGCCGGUUACAUCAAGAUCUUACCCCUCUUCAUGAUCGUCAUUCCUGGUAUGAUAUCAAGGGUGCUCUUCACAGAUAUUGUAGCAUGUGCAUCAGCAGAGGCUUGCAUGGCAGCAUGCGGGAAUCCCCGGGGAUGUACCAACAUGGCAUUCCCUUCACUUGUACUCGGUGUCAUGCCAAAUGGUCUUCGCGGGGUCAUGCUAGCUGUGAUGCUGGCAGCUAUUGUCAGUAGCUUGACUUCAUUCUUUAACAGUAUCAGCACACUCUUUACCGUCGACAUCUGGAACUACUUCAGAAAGAAAUACUCCAAGAAAGAUCCUUCCGUCAAAGAGAUGAUGAUCGUUGGCAGAGUGAUAGUGCUUGUCAUGACGGUUCUAAGUGUGCUGUGGAUACCGGCUAUUGAGGUGCUGCAAGGCGGUGACGGGUUGAACCGUUACUUCACCCGGAUAGCCGGAAGAAUUACGCCCAGUGUCUGUGCGGUGUAUCUACUCGCCAUCCUCUGGCCCAGAGCGAACGAACAGGGUACGUUCUGGGGGCUGGUCGCGGGGGCGUUCACCGGUUUCACCCGGCUUAUACUGGAUUUCAUCUGGCCUGCACCGGUUUGUUGGGAAGAGGAUAACCGGCCACAUAUCCUCAAGCUUCAUUACUUCUACUUCAAUAUGAUCCUGUUUGCGGUUGUGUUUACGGUCGACAUAACCGUCAGCCUCCUAACCGAACCUCCCCCACCUGAAAGGCUCAUCCGGACUACGUUCUGGACGCGGUUUAGCAAGGCUAAGCGAUCAGAUGAGGCAGAGUUCAACGAUACUGAAGAGGAUGACGAUGAGGCGGCUGAAACUGACGACAUCGAACUCGACGACAACAAAGAGUCUACUGACAUUGUGAAAGAUCCGCCUGAUAAGAUCUCAGAAAGGAAGAGUGGCUGCUACCGGGCUGUGACAUGGUUCUGCGGCUACGGGGACGACAGCGAAGAGGGUCAGCGAAAAGCGCGCGCGGAGGAGAAACGCGUACGUAAGAUUACAACGUCGAUUGAGCAGGAUCCACGCGCAAAGAGGUUCAUCCACAUCAACAUGGUCAUUCUCCUGGGGGUGUCCGUCUUUCUCUACACCUACUUCUCUGUCGAUUGGAUUUAAGAUAUCACAUUAUUUAUCCUCUUUGGCUGUAGUGUAUUCGUGUAUGCGGAAGUCCAAACGGUUUUGUCCCAUACGUCACUUCUAAGAUUCCAACAACUACACUGUCGCUCAUAAAGUUGGAAUAUUUUUUUUACCCCGAUUUAUGGAAUUAU